Molecule: messenger RNA, 1295 nt
Organism: Triticum dicoccoides
Lineage: Eukaryota; Viridiplantae; Streptophyta; Magnoliopsida; Poales; Poaceae
Product: probable glucuronosyltransferase Os04g0103100
Exons: 5
Coding region: 1-963 (320 amino acids)
Biological process (GO): glucuronoxylan biosynthetic process; plant-type secondary cell wall biogenesis
Cellular component (GO): Golgi membrane
Molecular function (GO): galactosylgalactosylxylosylprotein 3-beta-glucuronosyltransferase activity; xylosyltransferase activity
Source: RefSeq, a predicted model, not a curated record
AUGGCUGGCGGCCGCAUCGGGUCGACCAGGAAGGUGAUCCUCAAGCGGAACUGCGAGGGUUGCAGUGGCUCGAUUUCAACCACCCCAAAUGCAGAGCCCGUGGCCACCGACUUUGUCAAGGCUCAUUACCUGGCCGACGACGCCGCCACCGCUGCCGGCGGCGGCGAGGAGGGGGACGCCAGCGACAAGCUGCUCAUCAUCAUCACGCCCACGCGCGCGCGGGCGUCGCAGGCCUACUACCUCAGCCGGAUGGGCCAGACGCUGCGCCUCGUCCGCCCGCCCGUGCUCUGGGUCGUCGUCGAGGCCGGCAGGCCCACCCCGGAGGCCGCCCUCGCGCUGCGCCGCACCGCCGUCAUGCACCGCUACGUCGGCUGCUGCGACGCCCUCAACGCCUCCGCCUCCGCCGCCGCCGACUUCCGCCCGCACCAGCUCAACGCCGGCCUCGAGGUCGUCGAGAACCACCGCCUCGACGGCGUCGUCUACUUCGCCGACGAGGAGGGCGUCUACUCCCUCCCGCUCUUCGACCGCCUCCGCCACAUCAGGAGGUUCGGCACAUGGCCGGUUCCGACGAUCUCCGAGGGCGGCCACGACGUCGUGCUUGAAGGGCCCGUGUGCAAGCAGAGCCAGGUUGUUGGGUGGCACACCAGUGGGGGUGCCAACAAGCUCCAGAGGUUUCAUGUCGCCAUGUCGGGCUUCGCGUUCAACAGCACCAUGCUCUGGGAUCCCAGGCUGAGGUCCCAUCGGGCCUGGAACUCCAUCCGGCACCCGGAAACGGUGGAGCAGGGCUUCCAAGGAACCACGUUUGUGGAGCAGUUAGUGGAGGAUGAGAGCCAGAUGGAGGGCAUACCCGCAGACUGCUACCAAGUAAUGAACUGGCAUGUGCCAUUUGGAUCUGAGAGCCCGGUCUAUCCCAAGGGGUGGCGGUCCGCGGCGAACCUGGAUGUGAUUAUCCCUCUGAAAUAAAUAGUGUCAUCAGCAGCUCUGUUCAUCAAAGCACUAACUCGUUUGACAGGCAUUUACAUAGCGGUUGAGCCUUGAAGAUUGGGCUCAACAGGUGCAGAGGCAUUCCAGGCUGACUUACCUUUGAGCAGCGGUGGCGGCGGCUCUUGGCAAGACGUUGCUACAAUGUAGUUUUCGCAGUACGACUUUUGAGAAAUAUUUUGUAGGAUGGAGAGAACUGGUGGGGCAACUCAACUCUCUGCGUGUAAAUGUAAAUGUUGUCGCGAUUUGUAUUCAUUUGUUGAGUUGCAAAAGCCAAAAGGUGGAAUAUAUAUGCAAGAUUUGAAUAUCUUUCA